GACUCUGUCUGAGUGACAGGCAGCGAAGAGAGGAGCUGAUAUAUAUAAGAAAGGAUCCCGAGCGAGCAGGUUUCAGUAGCGGCGCUUCUCGCCGACCAGGAACACAAAACCUAGGACCGCAGCCCAAAGCCGCUCCGUUGCUGCCGUGCCCGGCUCCGGCUCCGGCUCCGGCCCCUCUCCAGGCCCCAGCCCCAGGAUUAGCCCGAGGACACGUCCUUCGAGCGGCCGGCGCCCAGUCGCCCUCACCUGGAUUACCUGCCUGGGGGCGGACCGGGGGAGGGGGGAACAUCAGCAGCGGAACCAGCCACCAGCGGGCGACCAGGGAGCCGAACCCCACGAGGAGCCAGCCCUUCACCCACACUCCCCGCAGGCGGGUAGACGCGCGGGAAAAGCCGCAUCUCCAACGGGACCAGAUUCGGGGAGACCCGAGAGCGACGCUCCCCGGCGGGGAAGGGAUGGAGGCCGCGUCCCGGAGCGCCUCUUGCUGGGCGCUACUGCUGCUGGCGACGCUUUGGCAGCAGCGCGCGGCGGGCUCCGGCGUCUUCCAGCUGCAGCUGCACGAGUUCGCCAACGAGCGCGGGGUGCUGGCCAGCGGGCGGCCGUGCGAGCCCGGCUGCAGGACUUUCUUCCGCGUCUGUCUGAAGCAUUUCCAAGCCGUCGUCUCGCCCGGGCCCUGCACCUUCGGCAGCGUCUCCACGCCGGUACUGGGUACCAACUCCUUUGCUGUCAGGGAAGACAGUAGCGGCGGGAGUCGGAAUCCUCUCCAGUUACCCUUCAACUUCACCUGGCCGGGUACCUUCUCCCUCAUCAUAGAGGCUUGGCACGCGCCGGGAGACGACCUGCGGCCAGAAACCUUGCCAUCAGAUGCGCUCAUCAGCAAGAUCACCAUUCAAGGCUCCCUUGCUGUGGGUCAGAACUGGUUAAUGGAUGAACAAACCAGCACCCUCACAAAGUUGCGCUACUCGUACCGGGUCAUCUGCAGCGACAACUACUAUGGGGACAGCUGCUCUCGCCUGUGCAAAAAGCGAAACGACCACUUUGGACACUAUGUGUGCCAGCCAGAUGGCAGUCUGUCGUGCCUGCCUGGUUGGACUGGGGAGUACUGUGAACAGCCUAUCUGUCUUGCUGGCUGUCAUGAACAGAAUGGUUACUGCAGCAAGCCAGCUGAGUGUCUCUGCCGCCCAGGUUGGCAGGGUCGCCUGUGCAACAAGUGUAUCCCCCACAAUGGCUGUCGCCAUGGUACCUGCAGCACCCCGUGGCAAUGUACCUGUGAUGAGGGCUGGGGUGGCCUGUUCUGUGACCAAGAUCUGAACUACUGCACCCACCAUUCCCCGUGCAAGAACGGGGCGACGUGCUCCAACAGUGGGCAGCGGAGCUACACCUGCACUUGUCGCCCGGGCUUCACUGGCGUGGACUGUGAGCUGCAACUCAAAGAGUGUGACAGCAACCCCUGUCGCAAUGGGGGCAGCUGUCAGGACCAGGAGGAUGGCUACCACUGCCUGUGUCCCCCAGGCUACUAUGGCCUGCAUUGUGAACAAAGCACCCUGACUUGCGCUGACUCCCCCUGCUUCAACGGGGGCUCCUGCCGGGAGCACAACCAGGGUGCCAGUUAUGCCUGCGAAUGUCCCCCCAGCUUCACUGGCUCUAACUGUGAGAAGAAAGUGGACAGGUGCACCAGCAACCCAUGUGCCAAUGGUGGCCAGUGUUUAAACAGAGGUCCAAGCCGCACCUGCCGCUGCCGUCCGGGAUUCACGGGCACCCACUGUGAACUACGCAUCGCCAACUGUGCCCGCAGCCCCUGUGCACACGGGGGCACUUGCCAUGACCUGGAGAAUGGAUCUGUGUGUACGUGCCCAGCGGGCUUUUCGGGCAGGCGCUGUGAAGUGCGGACACCCAGUGAUGCCUGUGCCUCAGAGCCCUGCUUCAACGGCGCCACCUGCUACACGGGCCUAUCCCCGGACAGCUUCAUCUGCAAUUGCCCCUAUGGCUUUGUGGGCAGCCGCUGCGAAUUCCCCGUGGGCUUGCCACCCAGUUUCCCCUGGGUGGCUGUCUCUCUGGGCGUGGGGCUGGUGGUGGUACUGGUGCUGCUGGGCAUGGUGGCGGUGGCUGUGCGGCAGCUGCGGCUACGGCAGACUGAUGAUGGUAGCAGAGAGGCUAUGAACAACUUGUCGGACUUCCAGAAGGAUAACCUGAUCCCUGCAGCGCAGCUCAAGAAUACAAACCAGAAGAAAAAGCUGGAAGUGGACUGUGGCCUGGACAAGUCCAACUGUGGCAAGCAGCAAAACCACACAUUGGACUAUAAUCUGGCCCCAGGACCCCUGGGGAGGGGGACCAUGCCUGGGAAGUAUCCUCACAGUGACAAGAGCUUAGGGGAGAAGGUGCCACUACGGUUACACAGUGAAAAGCCAGAGUGUCGAAUAUCAGCGAUAUGCUCCCCGAGGGACUCCAUGUACCAGUCUGUGUGUUUGAUAUCAGAAGAGAGGAAUGAAUGUGUCAUUGCCACAGAGGUAUAAGGCACGAGUUUACCCAGACACCCAGCUUUGGCCCAGGAGCUGGGCCUUCCUUCUGCACUGUUUACAUUGCAUCCUGGAUGGGACAUCUUUAAUAUGCACCGUGCUGCUCUCAACAGAGGAGGAGGGAAUGGCACGAACUGGACAGACUGUGAACUUGCCAAGAGAUGCACCACCCCUGCACACCUUUGGGAGUCUGUCUGGUCUCAGAUGGGCAGACCUACUGGCAAGGGGAACAGAAUUGAGGAGCCAGGGAACAUCAGUUGAGCUGGUGCCCAAGGUGCCACUUGGACCUGUUCUGACAACAGUGGCCUUCACAGGGCUCUUUCUGGGGCUCUGACCUGUUUUCCAGGGAGAGUGGCAGUGGCCCAAUGGGUCUUGGAGCUGCUGUGGCCUCCGUGGGCAUCGGUGUUUCCAAAAGUGCCUUUGGCCCAGGCUCCAUCGUGACUGCUGGGCCCAAAUCAGAAAGGAGAGGAGGCCUGCAAAGGCAGGGCCUCUUGUGGGCAGAAAGCUAUAGGGUGUGGCUUUUGGCAGUAGUUGCCCUACAGGUGAGGUGGGCACCAAAGGGGAAAGGAACAAUUCUUGUCUCUAUGACCAUGGCAUGCAGGCCCUCUCCUGGCCUAGACCUCUGGGCAGGAGCUGGUAGGCUUUACCUGGCUUCUACCACUGGCCCUGAGUGCCUCUGAGAUUAUGAGAGCAGAUGGGCGGAAUGCCUGCCCCUUCUGCCAGCCAGGGUAACGAGGCCUAACUGGGGAGCUCAGGCGGUUAUGCUGAAAAUUCUGGUGAGGAAGACAUAGGGUGCUACUGUGGCCUAGGCCCUUUCCUCCUUCAUGCCUAAUUCAUGCCCCUGAGCCUGGGUUCUGCCUGUGCCCACUACUGCCCCUGGACCACCCUCGAAGCUGAUUUUUUAGAAAUCAAUAAUAUGUUUUAUUUUGUUUGGGGUUUUUGUAGUUUAUUUUGGAGUCUAGUAUUUCGAUAAUUUAAGAAUCAGAAGCACUGACCUUUCUACAUUUUAUAACAUUAUUUUGUAUAUAAUGUGUAUUUAUAAUAUGGAA
Molecule: messenger RNA, 3565 nt
Organism: Jaculus jaculus (lesser Egyptian jerboa)
Lineage: Eukaryota; Metazoa; Chordata; Mammalia; Rodentia; Dipodidae
Gene: Dll4
Product: delta like canonical Notch ligand 4
Exons: 11
Coding region: 456-2513 (685 amino acids)
Biological process (GO): multicellular organism development; cell communication; Notch signaling pathway
Cellular component (GO): membrane
Molecular function (GO): calcium ion binding; Notch binding
Source: RefSeq, a predicted model, not a curated record